AUACGUGUUUAUUAGUGUCAUAAGAGUUGUGUGUGGUAUCUAGAUUACUUUUAAUUCAAGUGAGCAAGAUAUCUUAGCAUUGGUCGAGUAAGGUCACGCCAGGCAGGCCAGUGUUGCCUUGCCUGCCGCGGCACUGUAAACGAAGCUGUAAACACUGGCAGCGGUAAACAGAGGUGACGGGCUACUUGGCUGGCGACUGUGGCAAGGCGCUUUGUGGCAUCUGAACACCUUUAGUUUUCUUCAUUCUCCUCACUGGUUUCCUUCCAUCUAUCUCCAACUCCAACACAUUUCUGAGUUUCUGUGCCAUCAUCACAAUCAGCCAGUUCAUGUGAUGUCACCAUACUAAACCCAACAAAGUAUGGAUUCUGUACUACAAAUUCUGCUGCUCAGCUGUUCAUGUAAGACUCAAGCCUUCCAGGCUACAGGACAUCACCAACAUUAAGUUCAAAUUUCAGAUAUAUUCGUCACAGCAGACUUUAACAGAGUGCCAUGUUUGCUCGCAUUUCAAACAUGUUUGGUGCAAAUGAUGAUAAUGAGCAGGGCCGCAGCUCUCCUUCUAGGAAAGCUGAUUCCAGAGGUACUAACCACGGGGGCACAAAUCCCAUGCAUGGCUAUAAUACAGCUCAAUGUCAAAUAGAUAACUCUGGGAGUGUGUUGGAGAAGAUUGCUGGACUGUAUGCUGAACGGCUGAUGAGUGACAUAGUGCUGGUGGUGGGUGAGAGAGAGUUUCCUGCCCAUCGCCUCAUUCUGUGUGCCUCCUCAGAUGUCUUCCAGGUUAUGUUGAUGAAUCCUCGUUGGAAUGAAAGUAGAGAACAGCGAAUAGUACUCCAAGAGGCUACCGAAUGUGUGGAGGUGUUUGAGCUUUUCUUGCGCUAUCUCUACACUGGUCGCCUAAAGGUGUCACAUACCACCGUCCUACCAAUAUUAGCUCUAGCAGAUAAAUAUAAUGUUAAGGAUUUAAUAGAAACAUGUAUCAAGUACAUGAAAUUGAAUAUAGUAUCAGCAUCAAAGCAAAACUACUUGAUUGCGUGGCUACAGUACACCCUCACCUGUGGCCACUCAGAUAUUUCUUCAGUGUGCUUAAAUCACUUCAAGUGGAAUCUAGAGCAAGUGGCAACACAUGAUGACUUUGCUUCUUGUGAUCUAGAGCUUCUGACUACUGUGCUAUCAGAAAAUGAUGUAGUAGUGCAUGACGAGAUGACUCUUUACAACAUUGUUGUAUCCUGGCUACAUCAGCAGGCAGAGAAACUCAUGAGUCCAUCUCCUGUGACAACCCCAGGGGAGCCACCCACAGGUCUUGCAUCUUACAUUCCUGGUACAACUUCAAGUGGUGUAUCCUGUUGUAAGCUACACCUUAGGCGGGACUCUAGCACAAGUUCCUUUGAUUCUGUUGAUCGUAUGGAAUGGCUAACAUAUGAGGUGAUGAAGUUUGUCCGAUUUCCAAUGAUGACUCCAAGACAGUUGGCAGACUUGUUGUUGGUGCCACUGACUAUCAAGUACAAAGAAUUUUUUGUCACACGCAUGGCCAUUGGAAUGUCAUUUCACUCAGGCCAAUGGGAUCGUGUGAAAGAGAUAAUAAGGGAUCCUGAGCCUUCCAAUCGUCUCUUGUUCACCCCACGGCUAUACACAGCAGAGCAAUGGAGUGCAAGCCUCACUGUGGACAACUUGCCUUGCCUCCCUGCAUAUCACACUAGAACUCUUGUUUUCUCAACACCAGCUUCUGCCUCAGAGCUGGACUGUGACACGCAGCUGGAGUGGAUAGUUGAGCUUUACCCGAAGGGUGUUUGGUUUCGGAAGUUUUACUUGAUUGUGUGGCAAGGAACAGUAGAGGUGCCUGAAGCAGUGUUAAGGACAGUCAGACUGGCAGUCACAGCAAAGGAUGUGGAAUAUGCAAGAGUCAGAGUGGCAGUGCUAGUUUUUGCAAUGCAAGAAGGGAUUGAGUACAUAGUUAAUGUGGUGUCUACUAACUAUAUAUUUUCUGCUGAUGACAACUUGUUGAAUCUGGAUGACAUUCUCCCCUUUGACAACCUGAAUGAUCCUCCAGAAAGGAAAAGAUAUCUACAAGAACCAUGUGACUCACUCAAGAUCCACAUAGUCAUAAGCCCUCUAAGUGACCCCAAGCUCGGCGCUCCUGGAAUUACUUGAUGAUACUUCAUCCAGAAUAGACCCACCAUUUCUUUUAUUGUGUGAGUUAUGAUGUGUUUAUUGUGAUGUCUGUCAAUGCAGUGCUUCUGAUUACUAUCUUGUAUGAAGAAUUUUUACAUAAUGUACACUUUUUUCCAGGUGGUUAUUUAUCUUAAGUAUUCCUGGUUGCAGUACAUCAUAGUGAUUUGAUUUAGGCUCAUUAUUGAUGAAAAUUAUUGACAAUAGAAAUAUCUUCCAUAUAUAUGUUCAGUUCUCAGCAACUAAAGUCAUGUCAUGGUAGCAUUGUAGAAAAGAAUGGAAGAAGCUUCCUUCCACUGGUGAAGAAAGGUCAUUUUCACCUUCCCCUUCAGAUUUCAUUGGCAGCAUUUGUAUAUUAUGAAUGAUAGAAAGUAGUUACAAGCUAGGGAAUGGCAUAAUAGAAUGUGGAACCAAGUGUGUGUGUGUGUGUGUGUGUGUGUAAGCAAUACCAUUGCUUGCCCUUAUUGGUCAUCAAGGAGAUUUUAAAAGCUAGAUCAAACUCCAAAUAAGCUAUUUCCAUGCAUGCAUUCAGGGGGGAAGGAGGUAGACAACAGUUGUAGGAAUCUCAUCUACCAUGCUACCAUGAAUAGAGUAUAGUAAGUGAGACCAGUUCUUUGCUGUGAUUCAAAAUUUGAGAGGGUGUAUUUAUGUAUUAUAUAUAUAUUUUUUUACUCUAUUUUGAAAAUUUUUUCUUUUCUUUUAUUUUGUUUCAUACUGUCAGCCCAGAAGAAAUGCAGCUAUUUUUGUAAAUUUGAUGACAAAGCUACUCAAUUUCUUCACAGUGGGAAAUAUUGUUAUACUGAAAACCAGGAAUAAUUUUUGAGCAUGUGACUUGUCAAACUCAGAAUAAAACUUAAAUUUCAGUUAACCUUGUAUUUUUUAUGAAAGUACAACAUUUAUUGUAUCAUAUUGAUAUUUUGAAACUUUAAAACUGUAAAUAUAAUGCUGUCCCCAAGCAUUAUAUGGUAUAGCAUGAGAUUGUUCAUAAAAUUGCUGGCUUCUUGUGAUAAAACUGAAACCUAA
This is a messenger RNA of Scylla paramamosain (green mud crab), 3186 nucleotides long. Its product is annotated as BTB/POZ domain-containing protein 17-like. NCBI's taxonomy places the organism in Eukaryota, Metazoa, Arthropoda, Malacostraca, Decapoda, Portunidae. Gene Ontology annotation, molecular function: protein binding. The record is from RefSeq and is a predicted model, not a curated record. The transcript is spliced from 12 exons. The coding region runs from base 490 to 2145 and encodes 551 amino acids.